Messenger RNA from Notothenia coriiceps (black rockcod), 2994 nucleotides. RefSeq names its product DAZ interacting zinc finger protein 1 (gene dzip1). NCBI's taxonomy places the organism in Eukaryota, Metazoa, Chordata, Actinopteri, Perciformes, Nototheniidae. The transcript is spliced from 20 exons. Gene Ontology annotation, cellular component: ciliary basal body; cytoplasm. The record is from RefSeq and is a predicted model, not a curated record. The coding region runs from base 493 to 2994 and encodes 833 amino acids. Gene Ontology annotation, biological process: cilium assembly.
GUUGAUGGUUGUUUCCACACGUGCUAUGCUUUCAACGUUGUAAUCACAUUUUAUUCAGCUUUCAGACUUUCCCUCCGUGAAGCUGGGACCCUCUUCAACCCAGACCCCUUCAUCCCGGUGUUCAGACUCCCCGUUUCUCCAUUUCAAAGCCCAGAGGUCUGCUUCUCCCUUCCCCCCUCCUUCUGCGAGCUGCGUCAAGUCGACUCAACAACACCCCCCCCAACACCACCGGAAGUGAGCCGAUUUGCACUCAAAGUAAAGCGAUUUAGGAAUGUGGAGACCAGCAUCUACGUCACCCUCAAAACGCCUGGGGUCCCGUCGUAAAAAAAAACUUUUCUAGAGGCUGUAACAUAAGAAAACAAACCCUCAGGGACGCUCGUCUCUGUCUCCAUGGUAACUUGCCCCGGCGCGACUGCUUGCAAAGGGGGCGGAACCCGGAGAGCAACGACGGUGCUUCUAUUUCUUUCUCCCCCGUGAAGGCACUACCAGUCGAUGAUGCCAUUUCACGACGGAGCAUACUACCCCUUCACCGGUGACACCCAAGGGACCCACUCAUCAGCAGGGAUCCCUUCCCUCCUGAAUUCCCCUCUCAGCCACCCCUCUGUAAACGGCCACUCUGCUCCUGCAUCCAGCAUGACUCCGUCCAGCGGAGCCUCCAUCAACCUGCCUUUCAAGUUCCGCCCUCGCAGGGAGAGCGUGGACUGGCGGCGGAUCAAUGCUGUGGACAUCGACCUGGUGGUGAGCCAGCUGGAUGUAGACGCCCUGCAAGAGCACAUCAGCGGCGUUACCUUCUGCAGCUUGGACGGGGAGCGGUGUCAGCGCUGCCAGAGCCCCGUGGACCCAGCUCUAAUCAAGCUCUUGCGGCUGGCCCAGCUCACAGUGGAGUGGCUCCUCCACUGCCAGGAGUUUCUCACCCUCAACCUGCGAGCGGCCGAGGAGAGGCUGGCGGCCGCUGCCAGCGAUCGAGAGCAGCUGCUGGCUCAGCAGAAUAAGCAUGAGGAGAAGGUGAAGACCCUAACCACCGAGCUCAAGCAGAGGAAGAAGCUGAUUCGCAACCAGCAGUCCCUGAUCCCGCCCAGAAUCAUCAGUGGACAGAAGUGUCCACAUUGUGAUAAAUCCUUCCUCAAUUCCACGUUUCUUCAGAAUCACAUGCAGCGUCGCCACCCUGGCGAGUAUGAGACCGAUUUGCGUUCAGAGAGUGAGAAGAAGUCUCUGAAUGAAAGCCUCCGAGCGGAGAUCAACAGUCUGAAGGAGCAGGUCGAUCAGCAGCAACAGGACUUGCAAGCCAAAAUAGUUCAGGAGAAAGAGCAGCAGUCCAUGCAAAAGGAGCUGCUGAGAGAGUUGGAGCGCUUUAAGGCCGAGGAGAUGGCGCGCAUGGACAGAAAGAUAGACGACAGCAGGGACGGCAUGCGCAGGGAGAUGGAAUUCCUUUACACACGAAAUAUACAGGCUCUAAAUGAAGUAAAUCAGAAUCAUACGGCUAAGCACGAAAUACCACCAAGCCCUGUGCAACCGCAGCCAGAGAGAGGUCUGGACAACUACAAAGAGAUGCAGACGCAAGCCAUACACAAGCUGGAACAUCAGAUGAAGAAACAGGAGAAAAAGUGGGGAUCCAAGCUGCAGGAAAUCAAGUCCCUGCACGAGUCUGAAAAGAACAAGUUGCUGAACGAGCUGAGCAGACUGCAGUCGUCGGUGUCGGAGCAGCAGGAGAGCCGCCAGAGGCUGCAGCAAGACCUGGGGAGGAGGCUGCAGGACAAGGAGCACACCAUCAAGGCUCAGAGGGACCAGAUAAGGAAUUUCUCCUCAAAUCCACCCACAAAAAUAGUGGAAGUACCAGUCAUCCUCAGUGCACCAGCCCCGGACCCUAAACCAAAGAGAGUUGUACUGGACUCGAGCAGCUUCUCUGAGAGGAGGCCGGUGGAGAAGAAGUCUGAGCCGCUACCGGAGAAGAAACAGAGAGUGAACAUCAGCGCUCUGAAGAGGAACCCCAACCUCAAGAAGGAGAUGAGGCCAGAGCUGGAGCAGGCUGUCAUGGAGAAGCUGGAGAACCUGGGAGUCAAGCCUGAGCAGUGUGGUCUAAAGGACAAAGAGCUUAGUUCCAUCCUGGCCAAGGCGCAUUCAAAGCGGGAGAGCGCCGCGAAGGGGAUGCCUCACUACUGGGGCUAUCGGGAGGAGAUCAGCAGCACUGUGGAGCAGAGGGUGGCCCGUCAGAGGAGAGGCAGCGACCCUGCUGCAGUGUCCCAGCCCAGAGCCAGACAGCCAGUUCAAGUGGUGCAGAUCCGGCCUCGAUCCAGCAGCCUGCCCUCCAGAGAUACACAAGUGAUGUCAAAACCUGCAGUCAAACAGUCCAAGACCCCCCAGCCGGCACCGAGGACCAAGACCACCACCCAACCCAAGACAUCUACACCCAACACCAAGAGCACUCUGAAGACGUUCGCAUCGAAGACCCCUCCUUUCAGUUCCGAUGCUGAAUCGGAAGAAGAGGACACAGACAUGGAGGAGGAACCGCCCAAAAAAACGCAGAGGGGCAAAUCCCCACAGCCCAGACUAAACCUGACCCAGAUCAGAGCCAGUCCGGUCCAGUCAGUUCAGGCUCCAUCCAGGACCUCAUUCUCCUCCAACCCCCCGCAGACCAGGGGGUCGGGGGGCGGUGUCACCAAGACCACAGUCACAAAGAUAGAGAGCGAUGAGGAGGACGAGUGGUCGGACGUCAGCGAGCUGCAACAGAUCGACCCCAAACGCCUACAGAGUUUCAAAGAUCAGAACGGAAACGUGGAAAAGAGAAACGUUGGCAAAGAGAACAAAAUCAGUGAAUUGGCCAGAAAAAUGGAGAAGCAGUUUGCAGAGCGAUCUCUAAAGAAACCAGCAGGGGGCGUCAGCAUCCUCCCGGAGAGGAAGGAUGAGGUUCAGGAGCUCACGUACACAGAUCUAGAGGAGAGCAGAGAAAAGGGUCCCCGAGUGAAGACUCUGCAAUUCAAUCCCGUCCCCCUCUAA